This is a messenger RNA of Hydractinia symbiolongicarpus, 3236 nucleotides long. RefSeq names its product sodium/potassium/calcium exchanger 2-like. The coding region runs from base 96 to 2303 and encodes 735 amino acids. Gene Ontology annotation, molecular function: calcium, potassium:sodium antiporter activity; calcium channel activity. Lineage: Eukaryota; Metazoa; Cnidaria; Hydrozoa; Anthoathecata; Hydractiniidae. The record is from RefSeq and is a predicted model, not a curated record. Gene Ontology annotation, biological process: calcium ion transmembrane transport; intracellular calcium ion homeostasis. Gene Ontology annotation, cellular component: membrane. The transcript has 7 exons.
UUCUCCUUCUUCAUGAAAGGUUUAUAUUUUUUUUUUCAGUUCAACUUUGAGAUGUUAGAUAGAAAUAACAAUUUUAAACUAACGUGAAAGUCGUUAUGCGAAUAUGUUACGACAGACGGAUGAAGGCGACGCAUUCUCAAUUGCGACUCGUGUUAAAUGUCGUCGUAUUUAUUGCCGUUUUAAGCGGCGUUGUGGUAUACACUACCAUUAAUGACAAACUUAAUUUAAAGCUUUACCGGAAAACCAAUGAGAAUGUGUAUGGUAUAUCAAGCGAGGCAGGUAAAAAAUUAAAAACAGAAAAAAAAGCUAAACUUGUGCAAACAUCAAAAGUUAAAACUGCACAUACAGCCUUUCGUGUUCCGUUCGUUUACCGUGCAUCCAGUGAGUUGUACCGAUCAAGGACACUUCUGAAUACUUCAGAGGUAACAGAUACCGUCGAUGAAAAUUACCCAGAGGAUAUAUUCACAGCGCAAGAAAAAAAAGAUGGUGCCAUCGUGCUUCAUGUUAUUGGGAUAUGUUACAUGUUCCUUGCGUUAGCUCUCGUAUGCGAUGAGUUUUUCGUGCCUGCGCUGCAUCUUAUAUCAAAAAUAGCAAACAUUUCCGAUGACGUGGCGGGUGCCACAUUUAUGGCAGCUGGUGGAAGUGCACCGGAGUUGUUUAUAUCCGUGAUCGGAGUAUUUAUUUCGAAGUCUAAUGUAGGGUUUGGAACCAUCGUUGGUAGCGCUGUGUUUAAUAUACUGUUUGUUAUUGGAAUGUGCGCUAUUUUUAGCAAAGUUCUGCUUGAAUUAACAUGGUGGCCGCUGCUUAGAGACAGUUUGUUUUACAUAUUGGCUUUAGUUAUACUUAUAUCGUUUUUUUAUGAUACUUUCAUCGAGUGGUGGGAAGCACUGGUGUUGUUCUCUGUUUACAUUGCGUAUGUUACGUUUAUGGUAUUUAACGAGCGCAUAGAAAGGUAUGUGAAAAGUAAGGUUCAAAAAAAGAAAACGAAAAAAACUUCCAUCAUCACACCUUUACAAGAGAAACAUAAAGAAAUUUUAUUUGCUCUGUCGAAUAACUUAGAAGAAAGCGCGUUUCGACACGGAGCUUUGCAGUUAGUUAUUCAUACAUUGGAUCCUAUUGCAGAAGAAACUGUUGAACGCAAACUAAGCCAGUUUCGCGAUCAUUGCGACAGUUCAUUCACGACUAAAGAAACUAGCGAUCAAUCAUCUCGUGAAUCGAUAUCAAUUGAUAAAAACUCGAAUUUAAUUAAAGUAAAUUCAGCUACACAAAAAGAAAGCUAUGGCGAAUUAAAAAAUCGAAGCUCGUUCGAUUAUGAGGACUCGAGCAUGGAAAGGGAUAAUUUAACACGUAGCGAUACAAUCGAGGACGCAAAUCAAAUGCUGAAAGAACUCGAUGCUAUGAAUGUUCCCCGUGAAAGUGCGCCUGUGGAUGAGGGUGGGGGUAAAGAAAAUAAGUUAGACAAUAGGAUGAACUUUCCAUCACUGGAAACAAAUGAGAAUAACGAGGGCAUGGAUGGUAUGGAGUCUGAUUUGAGCUUACGUGAGAAUGUAAAAUUCUCUACGAGAGAGAUUUCUCGUUCCUCAUCCAGAGCAAGUCUAAGAAGCCACAGAGGCUUAGCACCUGCGCAACAAUUUGAUGUUUUGAAUGUGGAGGAGAGAGAAGUCGUCAAAGAAGGUGAUGAUGAAGAAGAAGGACCUGUUGAUAUAUCAUGGCCAGAUACAUUCUUUGCUCGGCUAUUUUACGUCAUCAAAGCUCCACUAAUGUUCUUGUUAAUUGUCACUUUACCGGAUGUCCGUCGACCGAAACUUUGGAAAUUAUUUCCGAUCACGUUCUUAGGCAGCAUCUUAUGGAUAGGCGGUUUCACUUAUCUCAUGGUAUGGUGGGCAGCAGAAGUUGGAAAGACAUUAGGUAUACCGGACGAGGUAAUGGGAUUAACGUUUUUAGCGGCUGGUACAAGUAUACCUGAUCUUAUUACCAGUGUGGUGGUAGCCCGUCAAGGCUUAGGCGACAUGGCUGUGUCGAGUUCGAUAGGAAGUAAUAUUUUUGAUGUCACCGUAGGAUUGCCGUUGCCAUGGUUAAUCCAUAGUCUUAUAAAUGGCGCCGCCGCUGUCAAUGUGAAAAGCGAUGGUUUGUUUUGUUCCACCAUUUUGCUUUUUAUCAUGUUAUUGUCGGUUGUAGCAACCAUUGCUCUCAGUAAGUGGAAAAUGACGAAAUUGUUGGGUGCAACCAUGUUUCUUUUAUAUGUGGUUUUUAUCACUGUUACUCUGCUUAUACAACUCGAGGUAUGGUCAUGCUUUCUAUAAAUGUUUGCAUGAAGAUACAAUAAUAAUGCCAUAGUUAGACUAUUCACGCAUCUGCAUUUCCAGCUAACCUGCUCUUGAAACUUUUUAAAAAGGUGUUUUGUUUCUAUUUAUCUGUAGAAAACCAAUUUAAAUUUCUACGCUGUCAGAAACAGGAAUUGUUAGCCAAUCAAAUGCUAUUACUAUCAUUAUUACUAUUUUUUCCUUUCAGAAAAAAAAAGUAUAUAUUACGACAUAAAAAAGUAAAAAAAAAACAAAACAAGCAUAAAAUUACAAACUCUCAUAGGAAAACGCCCUAGCACCACCCUUUUUGCACCUUGUCUUCAAAAUAAUAGCCUUUCAGAUUAAAAUAUCGAAUAUAGUGAAUGAAAAUGGCAGUCAAAUUUUUAUAGUAUGCACGCUAACUUGCUGAUAAUUUUUAAAAUGUUUUGUUCAGUCGUUUGUAAAUAAUUUUUUAGGCCUUGUAUGUAUAACCACGGAUGUCAAUAAUUUCUGAUACGUGACAAAAAAGUGGAAUGAACUUUCAAUUUAUUUAUUUAUUUAUUUAUUUUACAGUAUAUAUAUUUAAAAAAAAUAUGUCGAAUGUCAUAAUUUUUUGUUUAUUUUCUAUUUUUUCCAUUAACCUUACACAAGAGCAAAUUUCCUUCCCUCAAAACGCAUAAAAAAAACAACACAAACUAAUGACUCUUUUAAACUAGCUCCCAAAGUUCAUAUUAAAAAAUGCAAAUAGAACCUCUUGAAACGAGGUUAGGUCAGCGUUAUCCAGCGCAUGCGUGCAGUAUAUAUAAACCCCGAUAAUAAUUCGAACAGUAACUCAAACUAUUUUUAAAUAUUGACCUCAGAUAUAUAGAGCAUUUACUAAGUCGAACUAUUUUAGCUGUCCCCCCUGGCUUAAAAUGUUCGUGAUAAUUUGAGAUGAAAAGAAAAAAAUGUAAA